Molecule: messenger RNA, 660 nt
Organism: Paracoccidioides lutzii Pb01
Exons: 4
Coding region: 1-660 (219 amino acids)
Biological process (GO): proton motive force-driven ATP synthesis
Source: RefSeq, a predicted model, not a curated record
AUGAAGACUCUCGACACCCCCCCGUCAGAGUUGUCGAGGCAAGACCGGACUGCUGAAGUCCCCGCGAAGCUGAGGUUGAAAACGAGUCAGAUGUUGCACGAAACAGGCGUCGUUAUCGGUGCCAACUAUCGGUUAAGGCUUCUCAGAACACAUCCAAACCCUGCAGCGAUGCGGGCACAUUUGAAGCAGACAGGUAUUCACGGCCAGAGACUCAGAUGGGGAUGGGUUGACGGGGUUGGAGAGAUGGUUCAGUGCCAAGCCGUGUGCUUCCCACCAACAACGCCCGAUCCGGAUAAUGAGCAGCAAAAUUCGAUCAUGGGCUCUCUUCUGGCCCGAACAACCCGACAACCUCUUAGGGUUGCCCGUCGCACCUUCAUCGCUACCCCUAUCAGACAAGCCGAUCUCAUACAGGAUAUGUACCUCCGCGAACUCCGCGCCUACAAACCCCCACCAACCAAACCCUCCGAUGCCGAUGCGCACGUCCAGAAAUUCAGCAUCCCCAAGCCCCCCCCGUCCCCCGAGGAGGCCAACAUCGCCGCUGAUCUGAAGGCAUACGAGUCCCAAGAGGUCGAGGUGGAAGGCCAAGCGGCUAGCGGCGAGGCUGCUCCCGUCGAGGAGGAUUGGUUUGAGGAUGAAGAUGAGGCACCCGCUGCCCAUUAA